CUUGGAGUGCCUGAAAGAAUCACAACAUCAAAUCCAAAUCUUGAUCACAAAUUGCACGAACAACGCUCUCACGAUCCCUCGAUACCCCGUGUUCUUCCUACGUAUCUGCCAGUGUUCACCCUUCCUCCAUCAACGCCGAAACUCCAGUUGAGAAAUCACGAUGGCGCAGGAUGGCGAGCCGCCAAAGUCUGUUGACAAGGGCAAAGGGAAGGCCGUAGAUGGAGAGCCGGGCAAGGCUGAGGAGGUCAAGAAGGAUAAGGAUGGAAAGCCCCUUGUGAAUGGGAAGGCGGAGGAGGUGAAAAUCGGAGCGCCCGAAGAGCUCAGUGAGGAGGACCAGCAGCUCAAGAGUGAACUGGAUAUGCUUGUUGAGCGCUUGACGGAGUCCGAUACCACACUUUAUAAAUCUGCUCUCGAAGCCAUCAAAGAUUCCAUCAAGACCUCUACCUCAUCGAUGACCGCCGUCCCGAAGCCCCUCAAAUUCCUACGACCACAUUACGAGCCGAUGACAAAGCUGUACGAAGAAUGGCCAGCGGGAGAUGACAAGAACUCCCUGGCGGAUGUGCUUUCGGUGAUUGGAAUGACAUACUCGGAUGAAGACCGACAAGAUACCCUCAAGUACCGAUUGCUUUCACCAACCACAGAUAUUGGCUCCUGGGGACACGAAUAUACCCGGCAUCUCGCUUUGGAGCUCGGAGAGGUAUACACCAAGAGAUUAACAAACGAUGAGCCCUACCAAGACCUUAUUGAUCUUGCUUUAGUUCUGGUACCUCUCUUCCUUAAGAGUAAUGCGGAAGCCGACGCUGUUGAUUUGAUGAGCGAGAUGGAGAUCAUCGAAGAUAUCCCAAAAUUUCUCGACAAGGAUACAUACCCUCGAGUCUGCCUCUACAUGGUUAGCAUGGUCAGCCUUUUGACAUAUCCCGAAGAUCAGUCAUUUCUCCGAACCGCACAUAAAAUCUACAAACAGUAUGGUCAACUCACCCAAGCCAUCGUACUUGCUAUACGUCUGAACGAUAUUGAGCUCAUCAAGUCGGAUUUCCUCUCGACUGAAGACGUGUCGAUCAAGAAGCAGAUGGCUUUCCUUAUUGCUAGGCAGCAAAUCGUAUUGGACAUUCCAGAUAUUCCAGAGGAUAUCUUGGAAUGCUUAAACAAUACCAAGUUGCCUGACCACUUCAAGGCCCUGGCUAAGGAGUUGAAUAUCCUCGACCCAAAGACAACCGAAGAUAUCUACAAGAGCCAUCUGGAAAGCAACCGCGUUGCGGGCUUAACAAACCUUGAUUCUGCUCGCCACAACUUGUCUGCUGCAUUCGUUAAUGCAUUCGUGAACGCUGGAUUUGGCAACGACAAGAUGAUGAUGGUUGAGGAGGAGAAAUCUAGUUGGGUAUGGAAGACCAAGGACGAGGGCAUGAUGUCUACCGUUGCCUCGAUAGGCACACUGCUCCUUUGGGACGUUGAGGGUGGUUUGGACAAGAUCGAUAAGUACACCUACGCUCCCGAAGAUCAGAUUCAAGCUGGUUCUUUACUGGCUAUGGGUAUCAUGAGCUCCGGAGUCCGGAUUGAUUCGGACCCUAUCUUGGCUUUACUCGGUGAUGAAGAGAGGCUCAAUCAUAAGAGUCCUAUGGUCCGUGUGGCAGCGAUCAUGGGUCUUGGUUUGACAUACGCUGGCUCGAAUCGGGAAGCCCUUUUGGAUCUCCUCCUGCCCAUUGUUGGCGAUACCUCCCAGGAUAUGCAGAUAUCGGCUAUGGCUGCACUAUCUCUUGGCAUGAUCUUCGUUGGUUCUUCAAACAGCGAUGUCAGCGAGGCAAUUGUCCAGACCUUACUCGACGAUGACCGGAAAUCGCAACUGAAAGACAAAUGGACUCGAUUCAUGGCUCUCGGUCUUGGCUUGUUGUUCUUCGGACGACAAGAAGAAGUCGAUGUUAUCCUUGAAACUCUCAAGGCGAUUGACCAUCCGAUGUCGAAACCCACUGCAGUUCUUGCCGAGAUCUGCGCUUGGGCUGGUACUGGAACCGUUUUGAAGCUGCAGGAACUUCUCCAUAUUUGCAAUGACCAUAUCGAAGAUACCGAUGAAAAGAAAGGCGAUGAGUUGCUCCAAGCUUACGCCGUUAUUGGUCUGGGCCUUGUAGCCAUGGGCGAAGAUGUUGGACAAGAGAUGGUUCUUCGCCAAUUCGGCCAUCUGAUGCACUACGGCGAGGCCAAUAUUCGGAGAGCAGUACCUUUAGCAAUGGGUCUGCUCAGCCCCAGCAAUCCCCAAAUGAAGGUCUACGAUACCUUGUCGCGGUACAGUCAUGACAACGAUAACGAUGUCGCCAUCAACGCCAUCUUUGCAAUGGGUCUCCUCGGUGCUGGGACUAACAACGCAAGACUGGCGCAACUCCUCAGACAGCUCGCAAGCUAUUACCACCGAGAACCAGAAUGUCUCUUCAUGGUGCGAAUUGCCCAAGGUCUACUCCACAUGGGCAAGGGCACCCUCUCCAUCAACCCCUUCCACACGGAUCGACAAGUCCUCUCGAGAGUCGCAGCUGGUGGUCUCCUCUCCGUCCUAGUUGCCAUGAUUGACGCCAAGCAAUUCAUCGCCGACAAGUCACACUACCUCCUCUACUGGCUUGUUACUGCCAUGCACCCCAGAUUCCUCGUCACUCUUGACGAAGACCUCAAGCCUCUCACAGUCAACGUUCGUGUUGGACAAGCUGUCGACGUCGUGGGACAGGCAGGUCGGCCGAAGACAAUCACUGGGUGGCAGACACAGAGUACUCCUGUUCUGUUGGCGUAUGGCGAACGAGCAGAGUUGGAGGACGAGCAGUACAUUAGCUUGACUAGUAAUCUUGAGGGGUUGGUCAUUUUGAGAAAGAAUCCAGACUGGGAAGAUGGGAAGAGCUAAGCGGGAGCAGCAUUGGCAUGAGACGAAAUAAACUGUAUAAUAGCUGUAGACCUGAUCUCGGGAAGCGCCAUCAGCUACCAAAACGGACGAUAGAUGAAAAACAGGCUUUUCAAAGAAUUGUUCUUCGAUAUGCGGGUAUAAUCUAUCCCUGGUUGGGAGCAAAAUGUGAUUCGUAGACAUUGCC
Hyaloscypha bicolor E is the source of this 3062-nucleotide messenger RNA. Its product is annotated as putative 26S proteasome regulatory subunit rpn-1. Gene Ontology annotation, molecular function: enzyme regulator activity. The transcript is spliced from 4 exons. Lineage: Eukaryota; Fungi; Ascomycota; Leotiomycetes; Helotiales; Hyaloscyphaceae. Gene Ontology annotation, biological process: regulation of protein catabolic process; proteasome-mediated ubiquitin-dependent protein catabolic process. Gene Ontology annotation, cellular component: nucleus; proteasome storage granule; proteasome complex. The record is from RefSeq and is a predicted model, not a curated record. Bases 161 to 2878 code for a protein of 905 amino acids.